Messenger RNA from Lodderomyces margitis, 1029 nucleotides. RefSeq lists its product as uncharacterized. The record is from RefSeq and is a predicted model, not a curated record. Gene Ontology annotation, biological process: catechol-containing compound metabolic process. Gene Ontology annotation, molecular function: catechol 1,2-dioxygenase activity; ferric iron binding. The transcript has a single exon. The coding region runs from base 1 to 1029 and encodes 342 amino acids. Lineage: Eukaryota; Fungi; Ascomycota; Pichiomycetes; Serinales; Debaryomycetaceae.
AUGCCUAGCUCCACAGAACAACCAACAAGUAAGGUUCCUCCACCACCCCCCAAGGGUCCAAAGAUUACCGAAAUGACAGAUGAUACGAUCACUCAAAACACUAUCUUGGUCAAUUCCCAACAUACCAACAUGAGGUUGCUUUUCCUUUUGCAGAAAGCAGUUCAACAUCUUCAUGAUUUUGCCAUUGAAACAAGAUUGACUACUGAGGAAUGGGAAGUUGCUAUUCAAUUCCUUACUGAAACUGGUAAAAUGUGUUCCGAUAUCCGUCAAGAGUUUGUUUUGUUGUCUGAUGUCAUGGGCUUAUCAGUUUUGGUCGAUUCCAUUUCCCAUCCAAAACCACCCAAUGCAACCAUUGGUACAUUGUUGGGUCCAUUCCACACACAUGAUGCAAGCGAAAUGCAUCAAGGUGACUCCAUCUGCUCCGAAGGUAAAGGUGAACCAUUAUUGAUUGAAGGGUUAUUGACUUCUCCUGAUGGAGCUCCAAUUCCUGAUGCAUCCAUCGACCUUUGGCACUGUGAUGAAAAUGGGUUGUAUGAUACACAGUACCCAGGCAGGGAACGUCCAGACAUGAGAGGAAUUGUCAAGACCAACGAUGACGGAACCUUUGUCAUCAAAUGUACGAGACCAGUUCCAUAUGCUAUUCCUCACGAUGGGCCUGUCGGAAAAUUGUUGCAAAAGAUCAACAGACAUCCAUACAGACCAGCGCACAUCCACUUCAUCAUCCAAAAGGAAGGCUACGAUAGGUUGAUUACGGCAUUAUACGCAAAGGGCGACCCUUACGAAACCUCAGAUGCUGUGUUUGGUGUAAAGACACUGUUGUUAUAUACCUUAGAUAAAUUAGGUGCCGAAAAGGCAAAGAAGUAUGGCAUGAAUCCAGACGACUGGUACUUGAAAUGGCAUUUCAAGAUUAUCACAAACGAAGAAGCUAAAAAGUUGGUGUACCAGAAAAACAAGGAUGCUUUAACGAGAGCUUCUGCCAACUUGGUUCUUAAUGCAGAAGGAUUGCCAGAGCCUGCUCCAUUGGACUAA